AUGUUUUGUCUUGCCUCAGUGAUUUGGAAAGAGUUGAACACCUCCUCGGUUGAGUGGUUGCCGGAUACGUCGGAUGAGGCUACUGGGAGGAGCAUAUCCGGGCUCCGCGGAUACCCCGGAUCGCCCCCUCCCAGGCUCGAUGCAUACGCCAUUUUGCAUAUUUCCAAGAAUCUUCCCACUUUCAAGAAAUUUGAGGAAUUGGCCUAUUCUCCCAUCCCCAACACCCUCUCACUCCAAACCAUGGCACCCAACAAUACUGGACAGAAGGGCUCACAGCUCAAUCAACUCAAACAAUCACUCAAGAAGUACGGCCUCUCAAGAGUCAACUCCAAAGGAUCAUUCAACUCGAACAAUAAGAACAAGAGCUCGAUUUCUAGCAAACUCAAAGAUCCCGAGUUCAGGCAGAAAAAGCUUGCUGAAAUUCACACCAGUCAAAACGUGUUUGAUACCAAGACUUCAAAAGUUAAAUUUCCUACCUCAAAUCAACUUCAACGGCAAGGUAGCAAUGUAUCCAAGCUUAAUCAGAAGAACAAGGCGAUCAAGACGGUCGGAAAACCUAGCCAAUCAGCCACACAAGCCCAUCGGAGACGAGAAGAGAAGCUCCUACCCGAAUACCUCAAUCGACACAAAUCAUCUCAAUUCUUAGACAAGCGAUUCGGAGAAGGCGAUUCAACACUGACCCCAGAAGAAAAGGCUCUAGAAAGAUUCACCAAGGAAAGACAGGAUCGAUCAUCACGUACUAAGAAGCGGAACGUAUUCAAUCUAGACGAUGAAGGUGAAGGCUUAUACGAUGAGGACGACAAUGCACCUCUGACCCAUGGUGGGCUAGAUCUGAACCUGGACGACGAUGACGACGAUCCUGCUGCUGACGAUCGAGAUCAACCCGAGUCAAUUUUCACCAAGCGCCAAGACACUGAUCGGGCAAACCGGUCUGACUUGGAUUCGGAUGAAGAGGAACACCCUACGAAGAAGAAAACGAAGGCAGAAGUGAUGUCCGAAAUCAUCACGAAAUCCAAAACACACAAGUAUCAGCGUCAAAUAAUGAAAGAGAAGGAUGAUCAACUGCGUGAUAAUCUGAACGACGACCUCAAUGAAAUUCGCUCCCUUCUCCUUUCUUCUCAGCCUCCUGCUUCUUCUUCAAGUCAUAAGAAAAAGUACCUCAGCCUACCAUCCCAAGCGGUGGAGGAGGACGAAGAUACAGAAGCCACCGAAGACUCGACUGGCUCCGGGGUGGACCGGGCUCUCCUCGAAACUCUGAUCGGAUCUUCUAGUCGGUCCUCCUCGCCAGCAGAGUCACGAGAUGACGAAGAGGAUGCUUACGAUCGAUUUGUCCGCGAGUUGGCCUUUGACGCCAGGGCUAUGCCCUCAGAUCGGCUGAAGACCGGAGAGGAGGCUGCGCUCGAAGAAGCAGAACGCUUGCGACAACUUGAGAUGCAGCGUCUGAAGCGAAUGAGAGGCGAAGAUGACGAUGAUGAUGAAGACGAAGAGGCCCCCAGUAAGAACAAGAAGAAUCGGAAAAGAAAACCAGAGGCUGAUGACCUGGAGGAUGAUUUUUUUCCCCUGGAGGAUACUCAAGAAACUCAGUGGAGUCUGGGUGACGGCCUGAGACCCGAUGGUGCAUUUGGAGCCGGAGCUGAUGCCGAAGACGAAUCUGAAGAGGAGACCGAUGACUCGACCAGUUUUGAAUCGGGUAGCGACGAUGAUGAGGAGGCAGAUGAUGAUCCCGAGCGUGCUUUAGAGAAGAUACAGUCUUUGAUCUCCACCGAAAGCGGCUCCAAGAACUUGAAGGCGUCGGGUUCUUCGAAGGCUGAGUUGGCUUACACCUACCCAUGUCCAAGCUCUCAUGCCGAAUUCCUUUCCAGUCUGUCUUCAGCUUCCGUCCAAUCUUCAGACCUGCCAACGGUGGUCGAAAGGAUCCGGGUCCUGCACCAUCCCUCACUAGGAGAAGGCAACAAAGAAAAGCUGGCAAUAUUCACCGACGUCUUGAUUGACCAUCUGAUAUACAUCUCGUCUCAGCCUCUCCCGCCUGGAACCUCGUUUUCCGAUGCAACCAACGGACUACUGCCACAUAUCAUCAGCCUUUGCAAAUCUUAUACCCAGACAGCGGCUUCUCAUUUUGUCUCAAAGCUCGUCUUGAUGCAGAAGAACUUGACCCACGCUCUUACCCAUCCAAACAUCUCGGGAUGGCCCGGGGCCUCCGAGUUGAUUCUCUUCCGAGUGAUCGGUCUCCUGUGGUCUACUUCUGACUUCAGUCACCCAGUGGCUGCUCCUGCGCUACUCUUGAUGAAUCAGUACCUUCACCAGCUGAGAGUCAAAGAGUUUGCCGAUUUGAUGAGCGGCUUGUUCUUAUGCACCCUGAUCCUGCAGUACGAGACUCACUCCAAGCGAUUUGUACCUGAGGUGAUCAAUUUCCUGGUCCUGGCCGUGUUGCGCAUGACACAGACAAAUCAAACGAUUUCACAGAUCAAAUGUCUGAUCCCAAUCCUUGAAGGAUCCCAACUAACGUUCUUUCCGAUCCACCAGAAGAAGAUGGGAAAUAUGGAGCCGCAAACGCUUGACUUUACUGGGCUCUUUGGAAAAACUGCAUCGGAAGAAGCACGUGAACCGUCUGAUCAAGAUCUAGUCGACGCUUUCGACGUCAUCAUUUCACUCCUGAACAAUUUCUCAGAUCUGUAUGGAUCCUUGAACUUGUACCCCGAAGUCUUCUCGUCUGUCUUAGUAGUACUUGAAUCAAUCGAUCUGAGGAACAUUACCGAGGAGACGAAGACCCGAAUCACCGAGUUGAUUGGCUCGAUCAGAACGAAGAUUGAGACUCUGAACCGAAUCAGAUCCUUGAAUCCGAUCAAACUGCAAUCCCAUAAACCGAUCCCGAUCAAAUCGCAAACGCCUCAAUUCGACUCUCAGUUCAAUCCAAACCAGAGGAAGUUCAAUCCAGAUAGCAAUCAAGUGGAGGUCGAUAAGCUGAAGAACUUGAUCAAGAAGGAGAAGAAAGGUGCGAUUCGUGAGCUACGUAAGGAUAACAGGUUCUUGGCUGCCGCCCAAGCAAAGGAAAAAGACCUCGCGGAUGCCCAAUAUAAAACCAAGAUUGCUCGGAUUACGGCUAGCUUGCAAGAAGAAAGAUCGGAAGAAAAGAAACUGGAUCGGUUAAAGAUCCGGUUGAAAAAAGCUGAUAAGGCUAAACGAGGCAAAUGAUGUUUCCUCAGAUCCUUCCAUUAUGACCAUGCAUUUUCUUUAGCUAAACCUUUAUGACAAGACAAUACCUUUUUCUUGAAAACAAAAAUUUGCUGAAAGCGUCCCCAACAAAGUGAUCAAACUUCCUGGGCAUUCUGCAUACAACAAU
Puccinia graminis f. sp. tritici CRL 75-36-700-3 is the source of this 3340-nucleotide messenger RNA. RefSeq lists its product as uncharacterized. The transcript has 5 exons. Bases 1 to 3192 code for a protein of 1063 amino acids. NCBI's taxonomy places the organism in Eukaryota, Fungi, Basidiomycota, Pucciniomycetes, Pucciniales, Pucciniaceae. Gene Ontology annotation, cellular component: small-subunit processome; nucleolus; Noc4p-Nop14p complex. Gene Ontology annotation, biological process: maturation of SSU-rRNA. The record is from RefSeq and is a predicted model, not a curated record.